Sturnus vulgaris (Common starling) is the source of this 2013-nucleotide messenger RNA. The record is from RefSeq and is a predicted model, not a curated record. NCBI's taxonomy places the organism in Eukaryota, Metazoa, Chordata, Aves, Passeriformes, Sturnidae.
CCCUGUGCUCAGCUGUUGUGAUGCUACCUUUCCUGCACAGUGCUGUCAGCCACCCCAGUGUUUCUAUUUUAACUCUCUCUGGGGCUAGAUCUUGUGACACAAGGAUCUGGCAUCUCUCCUACGUGCUGGAACAUGGCAUCUCGGGAGGCACAGUGGCUGCAGCUGCUAUAUCAGAGGGUGCCCCUCCUAAGUAGCUAGUAGAAAAGGGACACCCCUAGGACUGCAGUGCAUCAGAACAGGCAUCAUCCCUGCAAAGCAGUGUCUGACCGUGACCAUCUCUGUCUCCUCCAGUCUUUUUUCAGAGUCUGAAGAGAUUGAGACACACUUGCCGGCUUCCCACUGCUCCCCUGCGGCAUCUUGCUUUGGCUUUCAGGUUAACUGAAAUCUGCAAACAUUCCCUGCUGCAAGAAAAAGAGGGUGAUGUCAUCAGAAGAUGAUGCUGGCGGGGAGGCUCCUGGGGGCAGUUUCUGGGAGGCUGGAAACUACAAGCGGACAGUGAAACGUGUGGAUGAUGGGUACCGGCUCUGCAAUGACCUUAUCUCCUGCUUCCAGGAGAGAGCCAAGAUAGAGAAGAACUAUGCCCAGCAGCUAACAGAGUGGUCCCGUAAGUGGAGGACCAAUGUGGAGAGAGGUCCGCAGUAUGGUACUCUGGAAAAGGCCUGGCAUGCCUUCCUGACAGCUGCAGACAAACUGAGUGAAAUUCACUUGGCUGUCCGGAACCACCUGGCUGGUGAAGAUUCAGAUAAGAUCAAGGCCUGGCAGAAGGAGGCCUACCACAAGCAGAUGAUCGGAGGCUUCAAGGAAACAAAGGACGCAGAGGAUGGGUUCCGGAAGGCCCAGAAACCCUGGGUGAAGAAGAUGAAAGAUGUGGAGACUUCUAAGAAAAACUAUCAUGCAGCCAGGAAGGAGGAGAAAACGGCCCAUACAAGGGAGAACCAUGCCAAGGCAGACUCGUCUGUCUCACAGGAGCAGAUGCGCAAGUUGCAAGAGCGUGUAGAGAAGUGCACUCAGGAGGCUGAGAAGUGCAAGGAACAGUAUGAGAAGAUGCUGGAAGAAUUGAAUCGUUACAAUCCCCGCUACAUGGAGGACAUGGAGCAAGUGUUUGAGGGCUGUCAGGAGGCAGAGCGCAAGCGAUUGUGCUUCUUUAAGGAGAUGCUUCUGAAUCUGCACCAGCAUCUCAACCUCUCAACCAGUGAAAGCUUUCAUGCGUUGUAUCGGGAUCUCCACCAAGUCAUCAUGGCUGCAGACAACCAGGAGGACCUGAAGUGGUGGCGCAACACUCAUGGACCGGGCAUGGCGAUGAAUUGGCCUCAGUUUGAGGAAUGGUCCCUCGAAACACAGAGGCAAAUCACCAAGAAGGAGAAGAGUGGCAAGAUGGCUGAUGAUGUCACACUGACCAGCAUUUUGCCUACACGAGAUGGUGUUGUCUCACAGACUCCUCUGCAGACAAGGUUUUCCUAUCAAGAGGAGCAGAACAGUCUCUUCUAUGACACCCUGAAGGCACCAACCCAUGUGAACGGAGGGAAGGAAGACAUUUCGGAGUGGUCAGAUGAGGACACUCCCAAGAAGUGCCUGGAUGCCAACGGGCACGAGGAAGACCUGACGGUGCCAGGUGUACGGGUACGAGCCCUCUAUGAUUACACAGGACAGGAGGCUGAUGAGCUGAGCUUCAAAGCAGGUGAAGAACUAAUGAAGAUUAGUGAGGAAGAUGAGCAGGGCUGGUGCAAGGGCCGACUUCUCACUGGUCAGGUUGGACUCUAUCCUGCUAAUUACGUUGAGAAGGUUGGCUCAUGAUUGCUGCUGCCCUGCCAGUGCCUCACAGCCAUACCAGCAUCUCCUGCACAGGUCACUGGGUCACUCCUGGCCCCAACCCACCUUUGCAGUAUAUCCAGCAGCUUCUGGACUUUAAAGGCACAUAUUCCAUGUAACUAAUGCUUCAUUUUAAACAUCUAGAUCUGUAGGGGUUUUCUAAAAAAUAAACAAGGAUGAAUAAAGACUUUUCUGAGCACUACA